AUGUCAACAAGAAAACCAGCAGCAACCACAAUAUUUGAGCGCGUGAGUGACAGUUUUAAGUUUUUCAAAAACUCCAUUUCUAAAAUGAAGGCUAGCCAUCCAAUUAACAAUGCCAGGGAUAGUAGUGCUAUUACCAUGAGUAAUGUUAAUGUUGAUAGUUUCAAAAAUAUACCUCCUAGUAUUAAUACAAGUGGUGAUAUCUCAUCAUCAUGGAAUCAAACAAUAUCCGAAGCAGAGAAAUUAGUACAAUAUGAUCGGAGUAGUGCCGGUGGUAAUGUAAACUUUAGAAAUAGCAGCAGUAUAUCGUACAUUGAUCCAAUUAAACUUUUAGGUAGUGAUCUAUUAGAUUUGACACGGAACAUCAAAAGAUUACUGGGUAGUGGGCAUCCUUUAUUAGAAUCAAUCAGCAAAUAUUAUUUCACAUCACAAGGAAAACAUAUAAGACCAUUACUCGUGUUAUUAAUAUCACAGGCUACCAGCCUAGCACCAAAACAAUACCAAACAUCUUCAUCAACGGAUUAUUACGAAAUAAUAGAUUCUCCAAUAUCGCCUUCUUUUUCAUCUUUAGAACUAGUGAACAAGUCACCAAAAGAGAUAUAUCAACCGUCAUUCUCUGCACAAGGGACAUAUAUUCUACCGACACAACGUCGUCUCGCCGAAAUCACCGAAAUGAUACAUACCGCAUCGUUACUUCAUGACGACGUGAUUGACAUCUCGGAAACGCGUCGUAAUCAACCAUCGGCAAGCGCCAAUUUCGGGAACAAGAUGACGAUAUUGGCCGGUGAUUUUUUACUUGGCCGUGCUACCAUUGCUUUGGCACGAUUACGAAAUCCAGAAGUAAUUGAGUUGUUCGCGACGAUUGUCACGAAUCUUGUUGAAGGUGAAUUUAUGCAAUUGAAGAAUAUCAACAGGAUCGAUAAUAGAAAUAGUAGCAGCAGUCAUAAGGAAAAAAACGAAAAAAGUUUCACGUUUGAUUAUUAUAUGGAAAAAACUUACAUGAAGACCGCUAGUCUGAUUGCAAAUAGCUGUCGUGGUGCUUCGAUUUUGGGCGGGUGUACGCGUGAAAUCAGCGAUAUCGCUUACGAUUAUGGACGUAAUUUAGGCUUAGCGUUUCAGCUUGUGGACGAUAUGUUAGAUUUCACGUCCUCUUCCGACGAAUUCGGGAAACCUGUAGGUGCUGAUUUGAAGUUGGGGCUUGCAACCGCACCGGUGUUAUACGCGUGGGAGGAGUUCCCAGAAUUGGGGCCGUUGAUUGAUCGGAAAUUUAAAGAUAAAGGUGAUAUCGAAAUGACGCGUAAUCUGGUAUAUCAAAGUAAAGGACUAGAAAAAACCAAAUUAUUGGCUGCGUCACAUUGUAAGAAAGCCAUUUCUUCGAUCUUAAACUUACCUAAAUCUGAUGCACGGAGUGCACUUGUGCAAUUGACAGAUAAAGUUUUAACUCGUAAGAAAUAA
This is a messenger RNA of Ambispora leptoticha, 1452 nucleotides long. Lineage: Eukaryota; Fungi; Glomeromycota; Glomeromycetes; Archaeosporales; Ambisporaceae. The record is from the annotation of a GenBank genome assembly.